AUGGACUCAGAAGACGGAGAGCUGUUCAUAAAGCAACUGGCCACAUUCGUGCGCACGCAUGAAAAGGCUCUGGCCAACGCUUUGCAACUGCGCAGGCAGAACCCUCCUCGACAUGGAGCUUCGCAAAGCGUUUCGUCGGUGCCGACCGCAGGGCUCACCACUCCGACGACCGUCCCCGAACGACCAUCUACUGCUACGGCGUCCUCUUCCAAUGGACUCGCUGCGGCGCUGUCCUUCGGCUCCCUGAACUUCACAUCCCAGACGGCCAAAUCAGCAAAGUUGGCUCUCACACCGCACCACCUCUUCUACCUUCUCUCGCGAUUCGAGGAGCUCAAGAUACCUGUCGGCCCCAUGAAAGUGCGCCUCGAGAACUUGCACGAUACGAGUACCUCGGCGAACUAUGUGUCGUUCCUGGGCCAGUCCCAACGCACCAAGACUCGAGGCUCAGAUGUUGGUUCCAUCCGGUCCGUAUCCAGCAUCCGCAGUGUCAUGUCUGGGAUGUCUGCGCUCUGGUCGAAUUUUGGCAUCGGAUCGAGCAUGUCCGCCGCUCGCACCGAACGACAGAAAGCUGCCCUGGAUGCUGACCUCAAGUACCUGUAUUCCGCUUUCACCAAGGUACCGUGCCUUCGACUGGCCCCGGACUUCCGCGCUCGGCUCAUCAAGGGUUAUGAGGAAUUCCCCUUCGAUUCAGCAGUACCCCUGCACAUUUUCAAGAACUGCCAGGCGCUCGAGGUUAGCGACAUCGACUUUCGGCAAUUCUUUGGUUGGGAUCGCAUGGCGGAUCAGCUGAGGUCCCUGACGGUCAAGCGAGCCAGUCUUGCCGACCCCGCUGAUAUUCUCAUCGACAUUGUGCUUGACGACAUGGAUAAGAGGAGACGCCGAACAUCAAAGUCGCAUUCAUCACCGACAACUACGCGGCCAGGGACUGCCAGCCCACGGAGGAGUAUGACGUUGGCAACGCCUGCUGAUUUGAAGAAGUCGACCUCGGCACCGGGAUCGCCAGGCACACGGCCUACCGAUUUGAAUGUUGGCUCCAUGGGGAGUGAGACGGCCGUCGAUCAUGAGCACGAGCUUGCCCUGCGGAAUAGUGCGCUUCCCGCAUCAAAGUGGCGUUUCCUGAGGCAUCUGAGUCUGGCAGAGAACGGCCUGGUGUCAAUUCCUGAGGCGAGUCUUGCUCCCUUGGCCAACACGCUGUACUCGCUUGACCUGUCCUCGAACGAGUUCAACGAGAUCCCUGACAGCUUGGCCUCCCUUACUGCGCUCCGGGCCCUCAACCUUUCAAAAUGCACUAUCGAGUCUCUCCAUUCACUUACUCGCAACCCGCUGCCAGCGAUCACGGCACUGAACCUUCGGGACAACCGCCUCCAAUCUCUGGCCGGGGUCGAGAGAUUGUACCCACUCGAGAGGUUGGAUCUGAGGGACAACCGCCUGAAGGAUCCUGUCGAGCUGGCCCGUCUGACGAGAAUACCCGACAUACGGGAAAUCUGGGUCGAGGGAAAUCCCUUUACGAGGACACACAAGGACUACCGCAUCACAAUCUUCAACCUGUUCAGGCAGUCGCCUGGCUACACCGAGGACGUUCUGAUUGACAUGACGGGCCCUACCUACUCGGAAAGGAAGCAUCUCGUCGAACGCACCCAGGAGCCUGCUCCUGUUCCCGUCAUCAAACCUCCGGUUCCAGAGCCGAAGGCGGUCGACGUCAGCAAGCCGGCGAUCGUCUACGAAAACCCAAAGGAACCUGCGGUGCUUCGCAAAGAACGGCCUGCACCAAAAGUUACAGCCAGUGAGGUCAACACAAACUCCACUCGAAGCCGUCGCAGAGCGCCAAAAAGGCGAAUUGUGGAUCUGGCGGAUUCUCAGGCUCACGUCGCCAGACAGCCAGAUGAGAACGAGUCGAUGGGGGCCAUGACUGGCCUCGAUAACAACUAUCGUAUAUCACAAACCACGGAGGUACAUCAAAAUAACCCGGCCGUGCUAGAGGAAAGCCGCACCCAGGCGAGCCGUGGUGUGCCCCGUAUCGAUACAUCCGUCAUCCCCAAGUUACCACCUGUGACUCCUACACAGGAGAUUGGAACUCCAACAUCAUGGACGGACUCCCAGAAAUGGGACGUCGGAGGCGAGAUGUAUCGACGCAAGAUUGAAGCCUUGCGAACCCAAGUUGGUGACGGCUAUCUCAACGUUCUCAGUGAGGAGCACUGGGACGUCAACGGCACACCACACUUUCCAGGGUCGCGUUUUGGUCAUCCCGACUCGCCUUUACACCCGAGUUCGGCCGUACAUCGGCCAACUUUGCAACCUAUUCAUAGCGGUCGAACCCUUGGAUGA
Messenger RNA from Diaporthe citri, 2325 nucleotides. RefSeq lists its product as uncharacterized. Gene Ontology annotation, cellular component: cytoplasm. The record is from RefSeq and is a predicted model, not a curated record. The coding region runs from base 1 to 2325 and encodes 774 amino acids. The transcript is spliced from 3 exons. Lineage: Eukaryota; Fungi; Ascomycota; Sordariomycetes; Diaporthales; Diaporthaceae. Gene Ontology annotation, molecular function: protein kinase binding.